GCGGAAGUGAUCAAGUAGAGAAUCCUAUGGAAAAAGAGUGGAAAAGAUAUAAAAAUAGCCAGUUUCCCAUUAAGUUCCUAAGUCUUUCUUUGUGAACAAUCAACUUCCACACUUCAGAUAUCAAUUCUGCCCUUAACUCGCUGAAUCGAAUCUAUCACUCCACCUCGAACAAGAUACAUCACUCUUGCCAUCUCAGUCUUCACAACAGCAUUCAUGUUUAAGUCCGCGAUUUCACUCCUCGGUCUUGGGCUCAUCUACCUCGCAAGAGCCCAAAACGCAACAACCCAAAAAAUCGGCUGGACUGGAACCCUUUCCUCUCUCGACGGCGGCUUAGGAGGAGUAGUAACUGUGACUAACGCAAUGACCCUCACUAUCUCUGAUUAUACGCUCAAGGAUGCCAGCGCUCCCGCUCUCUACUGGUGGGGCGCAACCAACGGGGUUCUCGCUGACGGCUUCCGUAUUUCCAACACCCACGUCACGCAAGCCGCUACUUCGAACAUGGACACCAUCAACCUGGAUGCCGGCAAGACGACAGCGGAUUUCACCACCGUUGGCUUGUGGUGCGAGCAGCUGAAGGCCAACUUUGGACAAGCAACAUUGGCAGAGCCAGGCGCAGGCACGAGCGCUGCGUCUGCUGGGUCCACGAUGAGUUCUACUGGAAGUGCACCAGCCGCAACCAGUUCAAAAUCCGGUACGGAUUCUGUUGGGGUUCCAUAUAGCGCACUCGCAAUGACCCUUUUGGCUGCUACUGUCUUUGCGAUUAAGAUGGGUUAAGCUGGACUUCGCAGGAAUUUGGAAGAUAUGGAAGGUUUCUCAAACUGUUGAGUCCGCAGCGUGUAGGACGUGGCCUAUUUUGAAGUGCCGGGGGGCAAAAAGGUCUCGCUUGUUUCUCUUUACCAUAUUGGCUUCUGCUUCAGGGAACCUUAUUUCAUUGUGGAUAGGCUUUCCAGAUAUCCUUUCGUCAGCUUCUAGGGGGUUGAGGUGUGUAUUUAAUCGCAACGAUAGGGCAUUAAUAAGCCACCAACUCCUCACUGCUCUCUACUCUG
Molecule: messenger RNA, 1046 nt
Organism: Hyaloscypha bicolor E
Lineage: Eukaryota; Fungi; Ascomycota; Leotiomycetes; Helotiales; Hyaloscyphaceae
Exons: 1
Coding region: 214-774 (186 amino acids)
Source: RefSeq, a predicted model, not a curated record